UGCGCUGUUUCCCUCGGACACAGAGGAUCACCGAUCCACGGAAAGAGCCGAAACUGUCGGCUCGGUCAUGUGAUCAGCUGUGUCCAAUCACAGAUGAUCACUGAUCAUCAGAGCACUGAUGAUCAGUGUGCCCUGAUGAUCAGUGUAGCCCCAGCAGUGCCACCUGUCAGUGUCCAUCAGUGCCAGCUGUCAGUGCUCAUCAGUGCCACGUGCCAGUGGCCAUCAGUGCCACAUAUCAGUGCCUACCAGUGCACAUCAAUGCCACAUAUCAGUGCCCAUCUGAGCUGCCUUUCAGUGUCACCCAUCAGUGCCAGUCAGUGCCACCUAUCAGUGCUGCCAAUCAGUGACGCCUAUCAGUGCCAGUCAGUGCCGCCUAUCAGUGCGCAUCAG
Messenger RNA from Staurois parvus, 390 nucleotides. The record is from the annotation of a GenBank genome assembly. NCBI's taxonomy places the organism in Eukaryota, Metazoa, Chordata, Amphibia, Anura, Ranidae.